This is a messenger RNA of Ornithorhynchus anatinus (platypus), 565 nucleotides long. RefSeq names its product proliferation and apoptosis adaptor protein 15 (gene PEA15). Gene Ontology annotation, biological process: regulation of apoptotic process; MAPK cascade. The record is from RefSeq and is a predicted model, not a curated record. Lineage: Eukaryota; Metazoa; Chordata; Mammalia; Monotremata; Ornithorhynchidae. The coding region runs from base 88 to 480 and encodes 130 amino acids. Gene Ontology annotation, molecular function: protein binding. The transcript has 4 exons.
GGCGGCGGCGGCGGCGGGUCGGGGCGGAGGCGGAGGCGGAGGGGACGGGACGCCGGGGGCCGCGCCCACAGCCGCCCCGGACUCGCCAUGGCCGAGUACGGGACCCUCCUGCAGGAGCUGACGGAGAACAUCACCCAUGAGGAUUUGGAGCAGCUCAAGUCCGCCUGCAAGGAAGACAUCCCCAGCGGGCGGGGCGGAGAGAUCACCACCGGCAGCGCCUGGUUCAGCUUCCUCGAGAACCACAACAAGCUGGACAAGGACAACCUGUCCUACAUCGAGCACAUUUUUGAGAUCUCCCGGCGCCCGGACCUGCUGACCAUGGUGAUCGACUACAGGACCAAAGUCCUCAAGAUCUCCGAGGACGACGAGCUGGACACCAAGCUCACCCGCAUCCCCAGCGCCAAGAAGUACAGAGACAUCGUCAGGCAGCCCUCCGAGGAGGAGAUCAUCAAACUGGCUCCGCCGCCCAAGAAGGCCUGAGGAAGAGGAGGAGGAGGAGGAGGAGGAGGAGGGCCAGACCUUCAGCCGACCACUCACCCUCCCCCGUCCCUCCCGGCCAGAGGAG